Molecule: messenger RNA, 1632 nt
Organism: Sugiyamaella lignohabitans
Lineage: Eukaryota; Fungi; Ascomycota; Dipodascomycetes; Dipodascales; Trichomonascaceae
Gene: VPS35
Product: Vps35p
Exons: 1
Coding region: 1-1632 (543 amino acids)
Biological process (GO): intracellular protein transport; retrograde transport, endosome to Golgi
Cellular component (GO): retromer, cargo-selective complex; retromer complex; late endosome
Source: RefSeq, a predicted model, not a curated record
AUGAAGGAACUGGAACAAGAUGAUGAUGGUGAUGUUACUAAGAAGUUGGGCGACGUGACUAUUGGAGAUAGUCAGGAAUCCAAACCAGUUGGCGACAAUCAAACAGAGUCUGAGACAGGUGAUGACAAGCCCAAGGCAACUAGUGAAGAUGAAUCUGAAGGCAAGGAUAAUGGUUCAGGUGAGAAUCUGUUUGAAAAGUUCUGGAGUCAUUUCAAUAGCCUUGUUCAGGCACAUCCAGAUCUCCCUUUGCCUGAUAAAACUGCCCUUUUACUUGGUAUCGCCAAGUUGUCCCUUAACUGGUAUCCUGACCGUAAAGACUAUAUUGAUCGCAUUCUCCAAUAUGUAGCCACGAUACAACAACAGUUACAUGCCGACAAAGAAGCCGCUGUUAACGUCCAGGAACUUCUCCUGUCUCUUAUCAACUUCUACCCUGACUUCCUCACCGUGUUGUCAAUUCCUGGCUACCAGCCACUGCUCUCAUCACAGCCUAUAUCCACUCAACAGGCCAUUGCUGGCUCGGUUAUCAAUGCUGUAUUGAAGCAAUCCAAGAAAAUCACCGAACUCGAUGAUGUCAAAGGUGUAUUUGAAUUAGUGUCUAUUGUCAUCAAAGACGGCACUGCCUCUGCUGGUCAUUCCACUGAAUUCCCACCUGGUGGAACCUCUACCAAGAAACAAACAGCCUCCACUCCUGAUAUUUCUAACGACAGUGAAGAGAUUGUUGCUGACCAAUCUAAGCUUGCACAGCUGGUUCACCUCGUCUACAACAAAAAUCCUGAUGUUCAUGCUAAAUUGUUAGCAGCUGCUAAGAAGGCUCUCAGUGAUGGCGGCAUGCGUAUUAAGUAUACAUAUCCAGCGGUUGUUACCAGCGCGUUUAAACUUGUGCGUCGAUAUCAACGUAGAAAAUCUGACUCUGAGAAAGCAGCCAAAAUUGGUUCUUCGUUCAAAUUCAUUCAUCGUUUGAUUGACGAGCUUUACAACUCAGGACGAUCAGAGCUUGCCCUCCGUCUUUACGUCAAUGUUGCAUCUCUGGCUGACCAAGUCAAUGCUGAGGAAGCUAGUUAUGAGUUUUUUGCCGAGGCUUUUACUGUCUAUGAAGAGUCUGUUUCCGAUUCACGAGCCCAGUUCCAAGCCCUUUGCAUCAUUGCGGGCGCUCUACAAUCCACUAGAAACUUCACUGCAGACAACUACGAUACUCUAGUAUCGAAGUGUGCAUUACAUGCUUCCAAAUUGUUAAAGAAACCCGAUCAAUGUCGUGCUGUUUACCUUGCUAGUCAUCUUUGGUGGGCUGUAGAGAUUCCUGGUCGCACUGAAGAAGAGCUCUUCCGUGACGACAAGCGAGUACUCGAGUGUCUACAACGGUCGCUACGAGUAGCCGAUGCCUGUAUGGAUGUUGCCGUGUCAGUUGAACUUUUUGUCGAAAUCCUCAACCGAUACAUCUACUACUUUGACCACGGUAAUUCGGCGGUUACCGUAAGGUACAUCAACGGUCUCAUCAACCUGAUUCAGACCAAUCUCAACAACAAUGCUGAUGAAAAGAUCUCGGACUCGCCACGCAAGCAUUUUGAGCGCACUCUUGAGUACAUAACCCAGCAAAAAAGCGUUGACGAUAAAUUCCAAGAAAUCGUCUGGUAG